Messenger RNA from Zygotorulaspora mrakii, 3483 nucleotides. It is a transcript of the gene URB2, whose product is annotated as ribosome biogenesis protein URB2. The transcript has a single exon. The coding region runs from base 1 to 3483 and encodes 1160 amino acids. The record is from RefSeq and is a predicted model, not a curated record. NCBI's taxonomy places the organism in Eukaryota, Fungi, Ascomycota, Saccharomycetes, Saccharomycetales, Saccharomycetaceae. Gene Ontology annotation, cellular component: nucleolus. Gene Ontology annotation, biological process: ribosome biogenesis.
AUGACCAUUCCAACAUCAACGCAAGCGUUGACUAAACAACUACGUUCGAAAGAAAUAACUACUGGCGAAAUAUGUGAAAUAUACUCUACAUUGAAUCGCGAGGAUUAUUACUUUCCAAAUAAAGAGAUCUUUGCAAUCGAGCUCAUACAUGAUAGAUGGAAUGACCAAAAACUGAUAUCUUUCAAGACUGACUAUAGAAUAUGGGCUUUGUACAACGAAAUGUGGUCAAAACUACAUGAUGAAGACUUAAUUUUGAAGAAGCUUUUUAAGCAAUUGAAAUUCGUCCCUCAUCUCCUCAAGACCUUAGAAACCUUGGAGAAUAACAUGCUAGAGUUUGCGGUCGAGUUGAGGAAAACUUGUGAAAUGAUAAAUUCUAUCAUUUCAAUGAAUGUUUCUACGGAGAAUGCAAAUAUAAUAAUGGGUAGGACUCUACAAUUCCUAAUAAAAAUGGGUGAUAAGGAGAAUAUGUGUGGCAUGAUUUGUGAUCUUGUAGAGCAGUUGAAGAAUUUGACUGGAAUAAAGAAUAUUCCCGAAAUCAACUCCAAAAUAGCCAAUGUCUAUUGCAACGAGCUUUUAUUACCAACCAUUCAAUACAUUUCAGGCUUGGAUAAAAAAAUAGGUGAUAACUCAAUUGUCUCAUUCUUGAAAGUACAAUUAAGGCUUUAUCUCUUUAACAAUACUGUGGAUACGGCAAAAUUAUUGGAAAAAUUUAUCAAUAAUAAUAAAGCAGCAUUAGAGCCUAAGCUUCUAUUAGUAUUGUACACAACAUCUAUAUCCUUUCUUUCAAAGCAGAAUUUUACUGAACUAGAGAAAAUAUUCACGAUAAUUGUUGAUGUGCAACCAGACAUGACGAGAGAAUUACUCCUGCAAUUGGCUCUUUCAAAGAAGACAAUGUCAAACGAGUUUUUGAGUAGUAUUUUGAGUAAAACUUUGCAGAAAGCAUCUGAAGACAAUAGUUAUUAUACUAAUUUUUGGAGUUUAUUGUCACAUUUACUUGAUCUGGACAUUGAAAUCGGCAUCAAGAAUAUGGUUACACUAUUAGAUCUGCUUUAUGAGCAUAAAGAUCAUAGUAUGGACGAAAUCACAAAGAUUUGGAAGAAAAUAGUGAAUUGCCACAUAAAUGCAAGAGAAUUUCUUCAGUUUUUGGAAAAAUUAGAGAAAUAUUGUCAAGAAAAUGCAGUCAAAUCUACGACUUUUCUAGCUAAUCCAGCUUUCACAGAAGUAAUUUCACAAAAUACGGUUUCAUUUUCGACUUCACAGCUGAAAGAUUUGAUUUCAGGCCAUUUGAAUCGUAUUGAAAAUAACCCGAGAAAUGAGACUACUUUCUUCAUUUUCCGUGCAAUUAUUAAAGGUCUGGAAAACCUGUCUUACACCGUUCUCGCCGAACUCAAAGAAUUGUUAUCAACAGUAUUCACAAUUGAUCAUACAAAGGAGUCUAAUAUCUGGGAGAUAAGGUAUCUUGUUAUGAAGAUAUUUGAUGACAUAAUUCCAGCUGAGCAGUUUAACUCCUGGCAUGUGGAAAAGGAAACAGAAAAUCUGAACUUAGGUUCUUCUAGGGAAAUGUAUUUUUAUUUCUUUAAGUUGCGAGAGUACAAAGAGUUUGACUUGGAUACUGUUGUCACCAAGUUCAUGAAUUACUUGAAUCAAAUUGCUUAUCAGCAAAGAGCUGAAUCUGUUCGAAUCCUUUUUGUAAAUUGGGCUACAUUAAUCAAUUUUAUUUUUCCAAGAGAUGACUUGACAGGACUAUUAGAUUUCCUUUUAUCGGAAGAAGACCAGAGCUUGUUGCACGCACUGUUAAAUGAUGAUAAUAUUUUUGAGGAAAGCAAUAUCAUCAGUAUGUUGGUCAGCAAAUUGUCAAAAUUGCAUUCUAGUGAAAAAAACCAGCGCUUAAUUCUGCGAAUCCCUAUACAAUGCAUCAACAAAACUAUAAGAGUUGGAGUGAUCAAUAGUAUUUGCUCUCACAAGUCUGUUACUUCUGAACUUGAAGUGAAGGUCUUAGAUCAUCUUUUGACGAAUCCAACAUUCAAGUCUGAUAUUGAAUGUGAUUUCAGCUGCUUGUAUAAUUUUGUUAACAAAAACUUGCAGAAUUUGAAAUACAAGGAUGUUGUAUUUCAAAGAGUUUGGAAAAACCAUGCAUUGCAAAUAAAAGAAAAAAAGAGCAAGCAGUUUUUGGAAACUGCUAUCAGAAGCUUGUCACAGGGAAUCGAAAAUGAAGAACUAUUCAAGACAAGCAUGCAAACUACAUAUUUGGCCAUCAUGACCGGUUCUAACAUUAGCGCUGCUUUAGGCGAACAUUUCAUCAAGAAUGCAAUCCACAAGCUCUUUAAUAUGGGCUCAGUAGAUUCUUCAGUUUCAUCAUGGUUGCUCAGGUGUCUGUAUUACAUUUUCAGCUUGAAUGACACAAUAAAGCCAACUACCAAUCAGGCGGCAAAGCUUUCGUCCAAAAUACUCGAACUGUACAAAGAAAAAAUUCACGAUACGGAUUACGACUUCCUUACUAGUCUUUUUCUGUUAUAUUCGGUACUUUACAAUGACAAGCUGGAAAUUCUAUUUGCUCACUACCUCGUUUUGAGAGAAAUAGGCAUUCAAUCAAAUCUCAUUUCAAAAGCCAUGGAAGAAGCAUUAGAUAGGUACCUGCAGAGUGAUACUGAUAAAUUCAAUCGUGCGUUCGCAAACAUUAUAAGUUCAAUUUCCAGCUGCCCACCAGGCUUUACCGAAGGGAUAACAGAGCUAUAUCAAAUGCAUAUCAAGCGUAUCAAUAAAGAUAAUAAGAUUGGUGUUCAUUUAUUUGCGGCAUCAAUUUCUGAGUUUUACACGAAUUUCGCUAGAUAUCAAAACUCAAAAGAAAGUGUUCUAAAGCUAUUGGAUAGUUUGCAACAUCUUUUGAUCACUAAACCUUGGCUAUAUUCUCAACAUUCGAUAGAAAUAUUAUUCCCUAUGUGCUUAAGUAUCAAUUUGAUAUUCCUACAGUGUUCUAUUCCUUGUGAUGACGUUUUCUUAGGGACAAUUUCUGUGGUGUCCAACAUCGUAUUCGCACAUAGAAUUAAGAUGUCCAAUCGCCAUUUUCUGAUAAACGCACUCAUUUGCGAAUACUUGGAAAUUUUGUCGCAGUAUCAGGGGAAGCAGCUUACUUCUGUAUCUGCUAGGGGCUUGAGCAGAUUGAUAACAAGUGUUUGCGAACCGAAUGUAACAGGCAAUCAAACAUUCAAGACAAAUGACCUAAACUCAAAAAUAGGCGUCAUGAAAAAAAAUCUCAGAAAAUAUGUUCCAGUAAUUUUGAUCAAAUACGUUCAUAUAUCGUCGAGCACUCCCUUCAGGACAUCAAUAAGAAAAGAGCUCGUUCCUGCUAUUUUUUCUAUUUUUAAUUUGAUGUCUCAAAGCGAGAUGAUUUUAUUGAAUGCGGCACUUGAUAAUGCUGGCGUUCAAUAUUUUAGAAGUUUGUACUCCGACUACAAGAAGAUUGGUAAAUGGAAUACUGAAUAA